CCACCUCUUUUUUUUCGAUGACAUGCCGUGUAUAACCUCAAUUUCUGUUCGCGUAUAAUCGUCGGAUAUCUCCCUCUCCUCAAAAUACUCACAACCCAGAGAUCUCACACCCACGACCACCACGAGGGAAAAAAAACAACAACAGAGGAGAGAGACUAGAGAGAGAGAGAGAGAGAGAGGAGCGUUGGAGUUUGGAAGCAGUUCCUGCGACCUGCGGCCGGAGCCCCGGGGCAUAUUCCUCGCCCGGAGAUCCCGUACCCGACCCUCCCCUGAUAAACAGACGCAAGCGUCAGGGAGGGAGGGAGGGACAGAGAGAGGUAGAGAGGGCCGGGGCGAAGGGGGCAAAGAUGCGUUCUUGAGGAGCCUGUGCAGGGGAGGUCCAAUCCAGAGGCCGCCAUUCCUUUUCUUUUCCCCCCAACCUCUGCAGGCUCUUCAGAUCCAGCAAUCCGGCUUGUUUCUUUUGCUGGUUGAUUUAUACUCUAUAGUGGUUCUCUACUUAGCAUCAAGUCUUGGCAUGGCAAUGGCCUCGUAGCUCGCGGCUCUCUAAUAGGAAUAAUUUUACUCAAAAUGAAGCUAUAGCGUCAUGCUAUCUUAGGUUGUUUGGACAGUUCCUUAGGAUACUGAAACUGUCUUAGAUAAUGGAGAUGAUGUUCACUCAAACAUUUCUCCCGAUAGAUAUACAAUUGUAAUUACACCAGAACUGUACUUACAAUUAAGAACAACAUCAGCUGUAACAUUAGUAGUAAGAAACAGUUCAGAUAGUGUGAAGAAGUUCAUCUGUUGGCCUGCUAUUUCAGAUACUGUGUGUGUUCCUGAAACUUCAUGGAGACUUCCAUAUCUCCACCAGGCACAUCAAAGCAGUCAGCUGUCCGCAAACCUUCUCCUGGAAGCUCUCUUAAGGAUCUGUGCCUUGUUUCCAAACAAGGGUCAAUAGCUGAAGUAGAAUCUGCUUUGGCCUUGUUGAAAAAAAGUGGUGGGAACAUUGAUGGUAGAAAUGCAUUUGGUCUUAGUGCCCUCCACCUUGCAACAUGGAGAAAUCAUCUACCCAUUGUGAGGCGACUCCUAGAUGCUGGCGCUGAUCCAGAUGCAAGGGAUGGAGAAUCUGGCUGGAGUAGCCUGCAUAGAGCACUUCAUUUUGGUCACCUAUGUAUUGCUGGUGUUCUUUUACAGUUUGGUGCUUCCCUCGCUUUGGAGGACACUAAGGGCCGUACACCUGUUGACCUUAUCUCCUGUCCAGUAUCACAGGCCAAUGGAGAUUUUCCAGAUGCAGGUAGCUUUCUUCUGCCCCAGGAAACGGUUCUCUUAUAUUGCGCUCUUGGCAAUUUGGCUUGCUUUAUGGAAGUUUUUUUUUUCAUUUUAGUUGCAACGGAAGUCUUCAGUUGGGGAAGUGGGACAAAUUAUCAGCUGGGAACUGGCAACGCCCACAUACAAAAACUACCAUGCAAAGUAGAAGCUUUGCAUGGAUCAUAUAUCAAAACAGUUGCUGCAUCAAAGUUUCACAGUGUAGCAGUUAGUUCUAAUGGUGAACUAUACACAUGGGGAUUUGGUCGAGGUGGUCGUCUUGGUCAUCCAGAUAUUCACAGUGGACAGACAACUGCUGUGAUUACCCCUCGCCAGGUGACAGUAGGAUUAGGCCGUAAACGAGUUAAUGCUGUGGCUGCAGCCAAACAUCAUACUGUGAUUGCUACAGAGCUGGGGGAAUUGUUUACCUGGGGAUCAAAUAGAGAGGGUCAGCUUGGGUACCCUUCUGUUGAUACCCAACCAACACCAAGGCGUGUUGGUUCGCUCAAGCAAAGGAUAAUUUCAGUAGCUGCUGCAAACAAGCACUCCGCUGCAGUUGCUGAUACUGGCGAAGUAUUCACCUGGGGUUGCAAUAAGGAGGGCCAACUAGGAUAUGGCACUUCAAACUCAGCAUCAAACUGUAUCCCAAGAAUGGUGGAGUACUUGAAAGGAAAAGUACUUAGAGGUGUUUCUGCAGCAAAGUAUCAUACAAUAGUGUUAGGAGCUGAUGGAGAGGUGUUCACUUGGGGCCAUCGCCUUGUCACCCCACGGCGUGUCGUAGUAGCUCGAUGCCUUAAGAAGGGUGGAAAUACAAAUCUGAAGUUUCAUCGUAUGGAACGACUUCAAGUGAUUUCAGUGGCUGCUGGAACAACGCACAAUACUGCUUUAACAGCUGAUGGUGCUCUUUUCUACUGGGUUUCAUCAGAUCCUGAUCUAAAAUGCCAGCAGAUAUUUUCAAUGUGUGGAAGGAAUAUUGUGAACAUCUCGGCUGGAAAGUACUGGACCGCUGUGGCUACAUCAACUGGUGAUGUUUUCAUGUGGGAUGCAAAGAAACGUAAGGACGAAACGCCAAUUUUCACUCGGGUGCAUGGUGUUAAGCGAGCAACAUUUGUUUGUGUUGGUGAAACGCACAUGCUUGUGCUCUCAAGUAUAUACCAUCCUGAGUAUCCACCCAAGCCUAAAAGCCAAGGCUUAAAAUCCAUGUUAGAAUGGAACGGUGGAACAGAAGAGCUGGGUGAAGAUAUCCUGUUUGAUGAUGUUCAGCCCAACAGUGGUUUAUCAGGAAGCAGUGGUGAAAUGAGCAAAGGUGUGCCUAGCUUGAAAAGCCUCUGUGAGAAGGUUGCAGUUGAGUAUUUAUUGGAGCCAAAAAACUCAAUACAGCUUCUUGAAAUUGCUGAUUCCUUGGAAGCUAAGGAGCUCAAGAAGCAUUGUGAGGAUUUAGCUAUUCGCAACCUCGAUUACAUUUUCACAGUGGGAGCUUCUUCAAUUAUGAAUGCUUCUUCUGAAAUUCUUGUGAACUUAGAGAAAUUGCUAGAUGAGAAAUCCUCAGAGCCUUGGAGUCAGCACCGUCUUCCCACAAUGACAGCUACCUAUCCUGCUGUCAUUGACAGUGAUGUAGAGGAAGAUGAAGCAAGAGAAUUCCCCAAGACCCGUAAAUGUGGGAAAUCUGCAUCAAGGCCAUCUGCGAUGUCUAGUGAUGACAGCUUCCUUCAGAAAGACUGCACCGCUGAACAAGCCGUCUCUAAGCAGAUCAGAGCACUUCGCAAGAAGCUGCAACAGAUUGAGAUUCUCGAGGCUAAACAACUUGCAGGUCAUCAGCUUGACAGUCAGCAGGUAGCGAAGCUCGAGUCUAGGGCUGCCCUUGAAGGUGAACUUGCUGAACUUGGCAUUCCCUCAGAGAUAUACUCAACUUCCUCUGCUUGUCCAGCAGAAGGUAGGACAAACAGAAAACCUGAGGUUUCUAAGAAACAGAAGAGAAAGAACAAGCAGUCAACACAGACCCCGUCAGUGAAAAAUGAGCCUGGGCAACAAAUCCCCAUUACGGAACUUCAAGUUCUACAAGUCAAUGUCUCUGCUGAAAAGCAGGAGGCGUAUGCCGCUGAUCCAAUUAAACCUAUGGAGGCUGCCGCGUUCAGCAACACAAAGGACACCGCUUCUCCACCGGAGAAGAAACCUUCCCAACCAACUCCAUCAAAGAAGAAGAACAGAAAAGGCGGCCUGUCGCUGUUCCUGAGCGGCGCUCUCGACGACACCCCAAAACCAAGCCUCCCUGCCCCCGCUGUGCCUGCCACACCGAAGCCCGAAGGACCCGCCUGGGGCGGCGUGAAGAUAACCAAGGGACCCGCUUCGCUUCGAGACAUCCAGACCGAGCAGAGCAGAACAAACGAGCCCGCGUCGGCCAAGGCGAAGGACCGCCACGAGAACUCGCCGGACAGCGCCGGCCGCGCGACAAGGCUCUCCUCGUUCAUCCCCGACGCGCGUUCCAGCCCAGUAGCCGUCGUGGCGCCUGCUCGCGCAGCGGCGGCGCCUUCUUCCGAAGGUGACAGGAGCACGCCGCCGUGGUCGUCCUCUGCCACCUCGCCCAACGUGUCGCAGCCUUCGCUCAGGGACAUACAACAGAUGCAGCAGAGGCACCAUGGCGGCGUCUCCCACAGCCCGAAAACCCAGACAUCGGGCUUCUGUAUACCGCCCCACGGCGGAGCGCCAGAGGCCGCUGGCGGUGGCGGCGUGAAGGACAACGUGCCCAACCGGUGGUUCAGGCCGGAGACCGACGCCCCGUCCUCCAUCCGCUCCAUCCAGAUCGAGGAGCAGGCUAUGAAGGACUUCAGGCGCUUCUACAGCAGCGUGAGGAUCGUCAAGCCGCAGGUCUAGUAGCACUGGCGGCGGCGGCGGUGGCGGCCUUGGCGGAGAGUGACUGAUGGCACAACAACCCCCUUUAGGCUCACCCUCCCAUUUGACACUGGCUCGUUGUACAUUCGAGUGUACAGUUGGUUCUGUUCGCCAUAGGUUCCUUGAGCUGAACAAUAAACAAACACCCUUUGCUGCUGUUGCUGCUGCUUUCGCAGUGAGUGGUCUCGUUUAGUUGUAACAGAAGAUUGUACAGGCCAUGUGAGAUCACCACCCCCCGGCUUUGGCUUAACAGUUUAACUUGAGCCAAUGCUUCUUUUUUUUUUUUUGGCGCCAAAAUGUCUUUGGUUGUUCCAAGCAGAGGUCAUAAAAACUGUGUGGUGCGUCUGCACCCAGGUACCCAACAUUUUUAGCUUCGAUCGGACAUGAUCUCACUUUGGGGCUGUAGCCUAGUGCUUCUA
Zea mays is the source of this 4589-nucleotide messenger RNA. RefSeq lists its product as uncharacterized. Bases 823 to 4152 code for a protein of 1109 amino acids. The record is from RefSeq and is a predicted model, not a curated record. Gene Ontology annotation, molecular function: protein binding. NCBI's taxonomy places the organism in Eukaryota, Viridiplantae, Streptophyta, Magnoliopsida, Poales, Poaceae. The transcript has 11 exons.